UAUAACGAUAUGUAUGCAUACAGAUGAUAAAAAUUUCCUUAAAUUAAUGAUAAAGACGUUAAAUGCAUCAAAUUAUGGGGAGAAUACAAUCAUUUGAUGGAAGAAUAAGCAAAUAUGAGGUAUAUUUUCCAUUGAUAUUAUUUAAAAAUUGGUUUUAAAGUUUGAUAUAAAAUCACCAAAAUACUUAAAAUUUAAUUUCAGAGGUCAAUAUCCCAAAAAAACCGUGAAAAUAAUGUGAUUUUUAUAUGAAAUUAUUUAAUUCUACCAAUUAUCCUCCAUAGUUUUUUUUAUCGACCUUUUAAUUUGAAGUACAAUAGUAUUCAAAGUUUAUUUUCAGUUCCCUAAAUAAUUUCACAUUUAUUGUACGGUUGUUUUGGAAUUCCUUCACGACAGGUUUCAAUUUUAUUGUUCGGUUGUCUUGGAAUUCCUUUACCUUGAUCCUCUAGCGUUUCUGGUAAUGACAUUGCAAUGUGUGAAGAUUGUUUUUUAUGGUAGAUGGGUGGAAUCUUCCUGAUAUAUUGACUAUCGUAUGGUUGGUGUAUUCAUUCCAUGCUCAUCUUCCUUUCAAGAACUCAUACAGUGCAUUCAAGGUAGAUUUUUUCCAUCUUUAGAUCUUUCUGUGUGUCGCAUUACUCUUUAUUGAGAUGGAUGCAAUAGUUCAAACCUUAUUUAGAUUGUUGAAGACAAGGACGUGUAUUGGCUUAUGUUGAUUAUAUCGAAGUUUCUCGACAAUGAUUUUGUUGUGGUUGUUGAUUCUGCACCUGCUAGGUUGGUUGGAAAUACAUCGUGUUUGAAUAAUGAAGUAAAUACACAACAACUUACACAUAAUGUAGCAGGGAUAAUUGACGUUCAUUCGUUUGAUUCACCAAAUGAUGCAGUGCCUAUUAAGGUGAGAGUAAAGUUUAGAACUAAGUCAAUACUGAAGAAAGCGAUUUAUUUGUUGGCCGUGAACAAUAGUUUUGAAUUUGUUACAGUUAGGUCCAACCGCACGUUCUUUGACAUUUGAUGCAAAGAUAUGGCCUAUUCAUGGUAUUUACGUGCUUUUGUGUUAAAAAAAAGUGAUAUUUGGAUUGUUCAUAAGUUUACGGUACUCACUAGUGUGUCGUUGACAUUGUUAAAAAUGAUCACUGACAAGCAACAUCCUAGAUUGUUAAAAGUCAUUUUUUAAAAUGAAUGACAAGACUCCAUGUUGUCCUUCUGAUGUUAUUAAUUACAUGAAGAUUAAUCAUGAGGUAAAUGUAAGUUAUGAUAAAGCUUGGAGAGGACGUGAGAUUGCAUUGAGUUCAAUUAGGGGUACCCCAGAGGACUCGUAUGCAAUGUUGGCAGCAUUCACGGAUGCAUUGAUUAGAAACAACCAAGGAACGUACACAGCUGAAGAACUAGACGACAAAGGUCGAUUCAAGUUCAUGGCCCUUACAACUUCAAUUGAUGCAUGGAAUUAUUGUGUGCCAGUUACUUCAGUUGAUGGUGCAUCACUGAAGAACAAAUAUCUUGGUAUGCUCAUUUAUGCUUACACUAUUGAUAGAAAAUUUCAAAUUGUGCCACUAGCUUUUGUUGUGGUUGAUUUAGAGAAUGACUUGUCAUGGACAUGGUUUUUUCGCAAUUUUAAAGUUAUUUUUGGGAAAAAUAACGAAAUGAUAAUUGUGUCCGAUGCUCACAAGAGUAUAGAAAAUGGGUUUAAUGUUGUGUAUGAAUUAGCCGAGCAUGGAUUAUGUGCAUUCCAUCUCUAUAAGAACUUGAAAAAGAACCAUAAGUUGCUUCAUAUUGAGGAACCAUUCCACAGUUGUACCAGAGCUUAUACCCCGUUGAUGUUUGAGUACUACAUGAGAGAACUUGAUCAUCACUCUCCAUCAACUAGGCAUGAGUUGGAAGAUAUCGAAAGACAUAGGUGGGCCAGGGCAUUUUUUAGGAGAAAGAGAUACUCGAUUACUACGACCAACAUUUCUGAAAGCAUGAAUUUUACGUUGAAAGAAUCUCGAGAAUUACCUGUAGUUGGACUUUUAGAAUCAAUUUGUAGUUUGGUUCAAAAAUGGUUCUAUGAACGUUGCACCAAAUAAAAUUUUCAACGUACGAAACUAUCGGUAUAUGAAGAAGAUAUUAUUCGAGAAUCUCUAAGGGAAAGUCGCUCAAUGAAUGUAAGUUGUUCGAGACUUGAAAAAUAAUUGCAAUUAUUCAAUGAAUGUAAGUUGUUUGAGACUUAAAAAAUAAUUGCAAUUAUUAUCUAUACACUUAUUUGUGAAUGACAUUGGAUUUAACAAUUUGACAAAUAUAUCAUAGAUCAACAUGAAUUUGAAGUCUACUAUCGUAAGGAACAAUUUACUGUCAAUAUUUUGACCCGUAUGUGCUCAUGUCGUCAAAGGGACUUUGAUUUGAUCCCUUGCUCACAUGCUUGUAUUGCCCUUUCUAUAAGGAAUCUUAACUUGCAUAUGUACGCUGAUAAGUUUUAUUCUGUUUCAAAUCUAAUAAACUUGUAUAAGAAGGCAACAUGUCUUAUUGGUAGUGUAGACCAAAUUAAGAAAACCUACCAAGAUGGCAACGAUGGACUUAUUCUGCUCCAUGUCAAACGUCCAACUGGAAGGCCUAAAAAGAAGAGUUUUUUUGUCAUUUUUAGAGAAAAAGACAAUUGUUUGUUG
Messenger RNA from Cucumis sativus (cucumber), 2633 nucleotides. RefSeq lists its product as uncharacterized. The transcript is spliced from 2 exons. NCBI's taxonomy places the organism in Eukaryota, Viridiplantae, Streptophyta, Magnoliopsida, Cucurbitales, Cucurbitaceae. The record is from RefSeq and is a predicted model, not a curated record. Bases 1170 to 2057 code for a protein of 295 amino acids.